This is a messenger RNA of Monosiga brevicollis MX1, 2159 nucleotides long. RefSeq lists its product as uncharacterized. Lineage: Eukaryota; Choanoflagellata; Craspedida; Salpingoecidae. Bases 1 to 1893 code for a protein of 630 amino acids. Gene Ontology annotation, molecular function: protein binding. Gene Ontology annotation, cellular component: cell-cell junction; plasma membrane. The record is from RefSeq and is a predicted model, not a curated record. The transcript has 8 exons.
AUGUCCAAGCGCAACAGUCUUUUCCGACGUGCGGAGAAGACCAAGAGUCAUUAUCCCCAGCGUGAGGUGACCGUCUCCCGGAACAGCCAAGGCAUUUUUGGCUUUGAAGUGCGCGGCGGUGUUGAGAAUGAUGUCAUCUCCCAUGUCCACAUCCCGAGCAAGUCCAAGAUCAACUGCACAUCCGGCUCACUGAAGGAUGGCGACCUCAUCUUCGUGGCCAACGGCAAGAACAUUAUCGGCGAAACACAUGAAAUGGUCACCGAUCUCAUUCGCAAUGCCGGCCCCCAGCUGCGUCUGGUCGUCUCCUCGCCAAAGGAUUCAGACUCGGCCAAGUUCAGUCACCUGGUGACCUUGAGCAGUAACAUUGAUCCGCAAACGGCCAAGUUGCAGGCCGAGGUUAAGCAAAAGCUGUAUGACAUGUCGGCGCGCUUCACAACGCGGCCCAUGCACCCUUCAGAGAUGCAGGGGCGAGAGUUCAACUUUGUGAGUGAUCAAGAGUUUGAUCAGCUUCGCUCUGCCAACCGCUUCAUCGAGUGCAGCAAGGCCGAUGAUGGCUUUUGGUACGGGACGGUCAAGCCCAACAAGGACCUUGCCAGCCGUGACAAUCGCGAAUCGCGACGAGCUGUUCUGGAAGGCCGUGUGCACGCUGAUUCUACAAAGAAGUCUGCGCCAGGCGCUGCAGCCAACGGUGUCGCGGGCACAACCCCAAGCAAUGGCGCAAACGCAUCUCGCGAGACACCACGCAUCGCCGUUGACGAGCCUGACACGUCAGUCGUUUCAGAUGCCAACGCUCAAAUCCAAACAGUGGUGCUGGCACGGCGCGAUGGCCGACUGGGCUUCUCUUUCAAGGGAGGCAUUGAAUUUGGCGUGUUGCUUAGCGUGCGUGAAGUUGAGCACGUGGACAUUAUCUCCACUACCAACCGCGGGCUCAAACCCGGCGACUGCAUCUUGGCAGUCAACGGCGUAUCCGUGGCCGGCUGCACGGUGGAAGAGGCGGAGGCCAUGAUCACCAAGUUGGCUGAUCCCGUCGAGCUGACCACCACCUGCUUCCCGCCCAUUCAGCGCCAGGACAACCGCCCAGGCUAUGUCAAGCUGAGCGAAUUUCUGCACGAGAGCGCGGCUGACACGGAGGAUCUGCGCCAGGCCAAGAUUGACGUCAAGCGUGACAUUUACGGCCUGACCGUUCCUUAUACCACCCGUGCUCCGCGCGAGGGCGAACAAAAUGGCAAGCACUACCACUUCAUCUCCCGCGAUACUUUUGAUGAGAUGCGCAAUGCCGACAAGUUUCUCGAGUGGGGCGAGAAGGACGGUGUACUUUACGGCACCCCCAAGCGCAACCGCGAGGUCAAGGCCAGCAACUUUCGCCGCUCUGCCUCCUUUGCACACGUGCGCGGGAAGAAGAUUUUCCGUCCCAACUUUGUCACCAUCAAUCGCAAGGCCGGCGAGGCCAUUGGCUUUGAUCUCCUCUCACCAGACGGCCGAACUUUUAUCAAAUCUGUGCAACCCAACAGUCCAGCAUACCAGGCCAAGCUUCGGGCAGGCAUGCAGAUCAUCAGCGUCAACGGCUCAGACGUGACGGAAUCCAGCUUUGAGGACAUUACCAAAAUGAUUUCCAGCAGCGGUGACCGCUUGACGUUGUCAGUCAAGUACGAUCCCAAUGGCUAUGAUGAGGUCUUGGCACUGGUGUCAAGCGCUACCCAGAACCCUGCGACGGAAGGCACCACUGGCAAGAGCAAGAGCGUGUGGAAAACAUAUGCGUUGUAUGGCAGUGCAAUGGCGGCAGCUGUGGCGGGGGUCGUGUACAUGUAUGUGACCAACCAUGAGCUGUUUGGCCAAUCUCAAGACGACACGGCCGUCUCCACCCCUUUGCCGGCUCCCACUCCCAUUGCCUAAAGCCGCAGUCUGAGCAUCAUGAAACGGCGGCAGCUAGAACAAGCCGACUCUUUAGCUUUUGAUCCUUUUCCCCUUGCCUCCUCCCCGCAUGAUCCCUCUUGCUGAUAGGAAGCCUAUUAUUGUCUUCCUCGCGGCCACUGGCUGUGGCUCCCGAAUGUAGAGCGUGCUGUCACCUUUCUCUCUUAUUCUCCUUGUUAUUGUCCUGUGUGCAUCUUUGCGACGUGCGUUCAAACCUCUAUUUUCUCCAGUUGAAUGGGCAAUUAGCU